This is a messenger RNA of Parnassius apollo (apollo), 336 nucleotides long. The record is from the annotation of a GenBank genome assembly. Lineage: Eukaryota; Metazoa; Arthropoda; Insecta; Lepidoptera; Papilionidae.
AUGCGGCGUAAAGAAGUCUCCACUCAGUUAUCAAUGCUGGAAUCUAAAAUAGACAUGAUGGAGCAACAGGUCAGGCAGUCUAAUAUAGAAAUUGUCAAUCUCCCAGAACGUCAUGAUGAAAAUUUGAUAGCUGUACUUCAAAACAUUGGCUCAAUUAUUAAGUCCCCUAUUAAUCCUGCCGACAUAGUAUCAGUGCACAGAGUGCCGCAUAUGGAUAAAAAAAAUCCCCACCUGAAAAAUGUCAUCGUGAAAUACUACACCAAAAUGAUACGGGAUAACGUGAUUGCUGCUGCGCGGGUAGUAAAAUGUGUCAAAUCAGAUCAACUACUGGUAUAG